Penicillium paradoxum is the source of this 882-nucleotide messenger RNA. RefSeq lists its product as uncharacterized. Bases 1 to 882 code for a protein of 293 amino acids. The record is from RefSeq and is a predicted model, not a curated record. Gene Ontology annotation, biological process: DNA replication, removal of RNA primer. The transcript is spliced from 2 exons. NCBI's taxonomy places the organism in Eukaryota, Fungi, Ascomycota, Eurotiomycetes, Eurotiales, Aspergillaceae. Gene Ontology annotation, molecular function: RNA-DNA hybrid ribonuclease activity; nucleic acid binding.
AUGCCAUCUCUCACUGCAGGCACAGCUCCCUCCCACAUGAAGGGAAAAAGGAGGACAAGCAAGGCAUCUUGGGUGUCUGAAAUGGGCCAAGUGUCCAAGGUGUCACAGACGCCCCAGAAAGCCCAUCCAUCUGAAAAACCCAAUAGUUGCACGCAUAGCUCAACUUCACAUGGUCCAAGCACAAAGGGCAACGUCCACCAUGUAGCUGACUCUUCCGGGAGGAAGAAAGGAGAGAUAACCGCCGAAGACCGCCGCUUCAGUUCCCAGAAUGAAUACCCUGCCCGCUUCACCGUGAAGGAAAUACAAGUCAACAUCGGCUUGUGGGUCUGUCUUGCGUGUCCCUCAUCCGUUAGCAAAUGCAAAGACUGCAAACAACACGAAGGUCAUGAAGAUUCUCUGAUUAUCGGUAUUCAUGGAGAGUGUGUCAAUGGCAAGAUGGGAAUGCGUUCGGCGAUUGGACUAUACUGGGGCUACGGGAAUAACGGAAAUGUCUCCUGGGAGAUUCCGAGCAAGGACAGCCAGACCAAGCAGGUCGCCGAAUUGACCGCCUGUCUGCGAGCAUUGCGCAAUGCCACUUCCAUCCUGGAGAAGCGGCGCAGCAUUAUGCGCAAGGGCAAGAGUCUCACGCCAUUGAACACUUUUGUGAUCAAGUCCGACUCGGAGUAUCUCGUUCGCAGCCUGACGGAGUGGCUACCCAAGUGGAAGGCAAAUGGAUGGAAGACUUGCAAGGGAGUUCCAGUGGCCAAUGCUGACAAAUUUCAGCUGAUUGAAACUGGUAUUGCGAUGCUUGAGGUGAUGGUCAACGUCAAGUUCUGGCUUGUACCCAAGGAGGACAAUAUGGAGGCUAGUUUGCUGGCAAAGCGGGCUCUCGUGGAAUAUUGA